UGAGCUCUUCCACGCGUGCGCAUUGAGGUAGAGGCGCCGCCGGGUGGAGCAAGAUGGCGGCGAAUGCUGGUGCGGCGGACUCUGCUGCCGCUUCAAACGGUAGCGGGAUGGAAGUGGACGUGGAUGCGACCGCGCUCCCGACCGUGAUGGCCCAAGGUGUGACGGGGAGCGUGGUCGUGGCUCUUCAUCCUCUUGUCAUCCUUAACAUCUCUGACCACUGGAUCCGGAUGAGGUCUCAAGAAGGGCGUCCUGUGCAAGUAAUCGGGGCUCUUAUUGGGAAGCAGGAAGGCAGGAACAUCGAGGUGAUGAACUCCUUUGAGCUCCUGUCGCAGAUCACCGACGACAAGAUCACCAUCAACAAAGAGUAUUACUACACAAAGGAGGAGCAGUUUAAGCAGGUGUUUAAAGAAAUGGAGUUUCUGGGCUGGUAUACGACCGGAGGCCCCCCGGACCCAUCGGACAUCCACGUCCACAAACAGGUCUGUGAAAUCAUAGAGUCUCCACUCUUUCUGAAGCUCAACCCCAUGACAAAGCACACGGACCUCCCCGUCAGCGUGUACGAGUCGGUGAUUGAUAUUGUAAACGGAGAGGCCACCAUGCUGCUGGCGGAGCUCCCGUACACCUUGGCCACCGAGGAAGCGGAGAGAAUCGGGGUGGACCAUGUGGCCCGAAUGACCUCAACUGGAAGCGGGGAGAAUUCCACAGUGGCCGAGCAUCUCAUCGCCCAACACAGCGCCAUCAAGAUGCUGCACAGCCGGGUGCGCCUCAUCCUGGAGUACGUCCGCUCGGCCGAGGCAGGAGAGGUGCCCUUUAAUCACGAGAUUCUGCGGGAGGCCUCGGCGCUCUGUCACUGCCUUCCCGUCCUCAGCACCGAUAAGUUCAAGACCGACUUCUACGAUCAAUGUAAUGACGUGGGUCUGAUGUCAUACCUGGGAACCAUCACCAAGACCUGCAACACCAUGAACCAGUUUGUCAACAAGUUCAACAUUCUUUACGACCGCCAGGGCAUCGGCCGGCGGAUGAGGGGCCUCUUCUUCUGAAGUCUCCGUUCUUAGGCCGCACGCCCCGCCUUCCCAAAUGUGAACGAACUUGGAAAACAUUUUCUGCAAAUCCUUCCGUAGGAAAUAAAGUGUAUUCACCACCA
Messenger RNA from Spea bombifrons (plains spadefoot toad), 1144 nucleotides. RefSeq names its product COP9 signalosome subunit 6 (gene COPS6). Lineage: Eukaryota; Metazoa; Chordata; Amphibia; Anura; Pelobatidae. Bases 54 to 1040 code for a protein of 328 amino acids. The record is from RefSeq and is a predicted model, not a curated record. The transcript is spliced from 10 exons. Gene Ontology annotation, biological process: protein deneddylation. Gene Ontology annotation, molecular function: protein binding; metallopeptidase activity. Gene Ontology annotation, cellular component: COP9 signalosome.